AUGGCAGGCUGGUGGAAGCCAUUGGAGAUCCUUGGGGUUGCAAGUUCUGAGAAGACGGCUGUCUUUCUCAGCAAGGCUAGGUACGUCUUGGCGAGCGAAGAGUUUUUAGAGUUGCGUUCGCUUAUGCAACAGCAUGCUUCGAAUCAGGCUAACUUCCAUGACCUCUUGAUAUCUGUGCGACGUGUCUGCCUCGGAAAGGAUGUUCCGGAAAACGAGCGCAGGAAAGCACUUUGGGCAGAGUUUCUGGGCAUCAUCACUCCAGCAGAGGCGAGGAUGGCAUUCCAUCCAACCUGGGAGGUCCCCAAAAUAGGGUGGGACUGUCCGUUUGUGCAGAGAGACUGGCAGCCGGACCUCGUAGUGCAUGCAGCUUCGACAAGUCAGUUAGAGGCAUCAACGUCUGCUAUGAUGAAUGGGGGUCGUCUUCUGCAAGACGGACGGCAGAUGCCCGUCGAGUUGACGGGCGCAUCCGCCAGUGGUGACGUCGAGACAGCGGAUACGGAAGCGCUGGGAUGGUGGCCGCUCACCAGCCUCCCUCUCAGAACCGCUUUUGAGAUGAUGAAGCUGGCGGCGGAAAGGGCGGCCUCGAUAAGUGGCACCGUUGCAUCUCCUCCAGUGUGGGACGAGUCAGUGGUCCGAGAGCACGGUGCAGAUGAGCUGUCCUGCCCUCGGGCUAAAGAAACGGACGAAGGUUUAGGGACCCUGGAAGGUGCGCAGCAGGCGAGCUUGGUGCCGAGCGGCUUUUGGACGUCCACAGGCAGGGAGACAAAGAUCGGUAACUCAACGGCCGCCACUCAGCUUCAUCCGUUCUACACGGAUACAUCCUUGAGUCAAGCAAACGGAGAGGAUGUCUGGGCAAUCGAGCGGCCGCUACUUGCUGAGGAUCAGCCGGCCAUGUCUUCUUUCGUCUCGUCAGAUGCUCUAACGCCUCAUGAAGAAAUCAGAGAGGUCCAAGUCACGCACGCAAGUGACACGUACAGCAAGAGGAGGCGUUUACUUUACGAGAACUACGGCACCUUCUUCUUUUGA
Molecule: messenger RNA, 1026 nt
Organism: Klebsormidium nitens
Lineage: Eukaryota; Viridiplantae; Streptophyta; Klebsormidiophyceae; Klebsormidiales; Klebsormidiaceae
Source: the annotation of a GenBank genome assembly